CUGCCUCUGGUUAUCUCCAGAGCUGUGUACACAAAAUACUUUGAGAAAACCCAAAUAGAAGGCACACGACCCCAGGACUCUCAGGCAUUUCCAUUCUGGCCUGGCCAUAGCAACUCUAGCCCUCUACAUGUGGCCAACCAUCUGAGUCCUGGGUCUCCACCCACACAGUAAAUGAAGUUCUUCAGAGCACAGCAUGUGACCUCUCCUGGUGACACUGGAGUGGUGAGAAGUGCCCAGGCUGCUGUGGCAGGUCUAUAUUUGGACCUGUCACUCAUGGCAGGCCUGUUGCUAUUUGUGGUGGGAGCUAGCUCAUAUUACCAUCCAGCUUUGGCCCCCCACUUCGCAGGGUGGACUAGGCAAGGCCAGCCUGCAGAGCAGCCAGAGGUCACCAGGAAGGGGAGCUGGCUGAACAGAGGGAUUCGGUUUUCCAGCAGAAACCUAGGACCUUGGAGUUAAAGGACGUGUGUGUGGGCCCUUAAAUGAGCAGGACUCAGAAUAUUCACUGACCAUCUGAGAAGGACUGUUCUGUAUCAAUGGAGGAGGACGCAGGGGAGGAGCUGGGGCUGGGCGGGUCAAGGGCCCCCAAAGACUUCCACUUCUAUCACAUGGACCUGUAUGACUCUGAGGACAGACUGCAGCUCUUCCCGGGAGAAAGCGGCAGAAUCAGGAGCGAAGUAAACCAGGCUGAAAUGACUAAUGAGCCGAGAGGGGCAGGGGACAGCAAGAGUCUCCCAAAGGAAGUGGACGAGCUUGUCCACUUAUAUGGACUUGAAGAUGACCAUGAGUUAGGGGAUGAGUUUGUUGAUGAACACAGACUAGGGACUCUGGAGUAUCCUCCUUAUGGCCCGAGGAGGAGAGACCCAGCCAGAGAGCAGAGAGACUGGGGACUUAGUGAGGCAGCUGAGGCCGAGGACCUGGGCUAUGGAGGGCAAGGCCUUUCCGGGCAGUGCCAAGACCUCCGGGAAGCCUACAGGUACACGCACGGCCGUGCCAGCGAGGAGUAUGAAUGCUACGUCAUCCCAGAGGAGGAGGAUGAAGAAGAAGAACCUGCUGAUGUCUUCUGUGCCACUUGCAAGACUCCAGUAAGAACUGCUGAGAAGGAUGUGGAGGCACACGAGGGACAUGAAGUCAUGCCACUCAACAAAGCGCUGGAAAGCGCCAAGGAUGAAAUUCACAAAAACAUGUGCAGAUUGGAGCAGCAGAUUAUCGAGAUGGAAAAUUUCGCCAGCCACCUGGAGGAGGUGUUCAUCACGGUGGAGGAGAAUUUUGGAAGGCAAGAGCAAAACUUUGAGUCACAUUACAAUGAGAUCUUGGAAACCCUCGCUCAAAAGUACGAAGAAAAAAUUCAAGCCCUAGGGGAGAAAAAGAAAGAGAAGCUGGAAGCUUUAUACGGACAGCUGGUCACCUGCGGAGAGAACCUUGACGCCUGUAGAGAGCUAAUGGAAACCAUAGAGGAGAUGUGUCACGAAGAGAAGGUGGAGUUCCUGAAGGAUGCAGUGGCUAUGACUGACAGGCUGGGGAAAUUCCUGAAAACCAAAACAGACGUGGAGCUCUCUGCACAGCCUGAGUUUGAAGACCAGACCUUGGAUUUCUCUGAUGUGGAGCAGCUGAUGGACUCCAUCAACACUGUUCCAGCUCCAUCUGCUCCAGUGAUAAAUCCUCAGGCCCCCAACUCGGCCACAGGGUCCUCCGUCCGUGUGUGCUGGAGCUUAUACUCCGAUGACACCGUGGAGAGCUACCAGCUCUCCUACAGGCCAGUGCGGGACAGCUCACCUGGCAAGGACCAAGCAGAGUUUACCAUGACGGUCAAAGAGACAUAUUGCUCAGUGACAAAUCUUGAGCCAAAUACCCAAUAUGAGUUUUGGGUGGUCGCUCAGAACAGGACCGGCCCCAGCCCCUCCAGUGAGCAUGCAGUGUAUAUGACAGCCCCCUCUCCCCCGACUAUAAAAAGUGAGGCGAUCAGAAGCUGUGAAGAGGCUGCGCUGAUUUGCUGGGAGUCUGGGAACCUGAAUCCUGUGGACUCCUACACAGUGGAGCUGAUCCAGGCAGAGACGCCAGAAGCCUCGGGGGUAACUGAGUCUGUUGUAGGCAUCCCAACCUGUGAGUCCCUGAUCCAGCUGCAGCCUGGACACAGCUACACGAUCUACGUCCGAGCCCUCAAUGUCGGGGGCACCAGUGCCAGGAGUGAGCCAGCGACAGUGCACACCACAGGAAGCUACUUCCAGCUGAACAAGGACAGCUGCCACCCCUGGCUGACCAUUUCUGAAGAUGGGUUCACAGUGGGUCGGAGUGAGAGGAAAACCUUCAGAAGGGAGCUGCCGCCCAGCAAGACCCAGUUUACCAGGUGUGCUGCUGUCAUUGGGAAUCUAAUUCCAGUCCGAGGACGCCAUUACUGGGAGGUGGAGGUAGAUGAGCGCUUGGACUACACGAUUGGUGUGGCCUGUGAAGAUGUCCCUAAACAGGAAGACCUGGGGGCAAACUGCUUGUCCUGGUGCAUGAGGCAUACAUUCGCCUCCACAAGGCACCGGUACGAAUUUCUGCACGACAGGACAACUCCAGACAUAAGAAUCACAGUUGCUCCAAAGAAGGUCGGCGUCCUGCUAGACUAUGAAAACUCCAGGCUGUCGUUUUUCAACGUGGACAUUGCUCAACAUCUGUACACAUUCAACUGCCAGCUCCACCAAUUCGUGCACCCCUGUUUUUCUUUGGAAAAGUCUGGAAGCCUAAAGAUCCGCAAUGGCAUCUCAAUGCCAAAGCAUGUCACCUUUUUUUAGGUCCUUCUGAUGUUGUUUCAAGUCCUUCUGUCCUCCCCUCACUUGGCUGGCUGAACUUGGGAUUCAAGUUUCCUGCAGCCAGCACAAGCUACAGUUCACACUAGUGUCAGGUAGAUGGGGUGCUGGGCCUGUUUCACCUGAUAAUGGACUCAUCCUGGGGGCUGCUCCCUGUGUGAUGCUUGGGGAGCCAUUAUCAGACCAGGCUGUCAGAGAAGGGGUCAGACUCUGAACUCAAAGGGCUCUUGUGGGCUUGAACUGCACUUGUCUGUUUGUGGAUAUGUAAAGUAUUUUGAGUCUCCUAAGCCUAUAAACAUAAGGAUAGGGUCAGGAAGUCAUUUGUAAAUUAUAAUUUGUAAGGGUCAAGGCCUCAGCAGCCCCUGCACAUUUGUGACGUUUCACUAUUUACUGAGAACAGACCCAAGAAGGCAAGAAACCCUGCAGAAAUACAAGGAAGUCGGGUACCCAUCUCAAGACCACCGUGGUAGGUUGAGUAAGAAGGGCUCAUCUGUUUCAAUGCUUAGCCAUCCAGAGUGCCACUAUUUGAGAAGGAUUAGCAUGAUUAGGAGGUGUGGCCUUGCUGGUAGAAGUGUGUCACUGGGGGUGAGCUUUGAGGUUUCAAAAGCCCAUGCCAGGCUCUGUCUGUCUGUCUGUCUGCCUGUGGAUCAGGAUGUCCCCCUCUCUCAGCUACUGCUCCAGGCCCAGUCUGUCUGUCUGUCUG
This is a messenger RNA of Myodes glareolus (Bank vole), 3492 nucleotides long. The record is from RefSeq and is a predicted model, not a curated record. NCBI's taxonomy places the organism in Eukaryota, Metazoa, Chordata, Mammalia, Rodentia, Cricetidae.